AUGGACAACCCAACAACCACCGUUUGGAACCACGUCAUUAGAGGCUAUGCCCGCAGCCACACGCCUUGGAAAGCCGUGGAAUGUUACACUCACAUGGUGUCUUCUAAGGCUGAGCCUGAUGGGUUCACGCACUCGUCUCUGUUGAGUGCGUGUGCGCGAGGUGGGUUGGUAAAAGAAGGGGAACAGGUGCAUGCCACGGUUUUGGUAAAAGGGUAUUGCUCCAAUGUUUUUGUGGACACGAGUUUGAUCACUUUCUAUGCUGGGCGCGGUGGCGUUGAGCGGGCGCGCCAUGUGUUUGAUGGUAUGCCGCAGAGAAGUGUUGUUAGCUGGAAUUCUAUGCUUGCUGGGUAUGUCAGGUGUGCCGAUUUCGAUGGGGCUAGGAGGGUUUUUGACGUGAUGCCGUGCAGGAAUGUUGUGUCUUGGACCACCAUGGUUGCCGGGUGUGCUCGGAAUGGGAAGAGCAGACAGGCUUUGUUGUUGUUUGGGGAGAUGAGGAGAGCAUGCGUGGAGUUGGAUCAGGUGGCGUUGGUGGCGGCUUUGUCCGCGUGUGCUGAAUUAGGGGAUUUGAAGUUGGGAAGAUGGAUUCAUUGGUAUGUUCAACAGCGGUUUGUGGCGAGGAACUGGCAGCAGCCCUCUGUGCGUUUGAACAAUGCACUCAUACACAUGUAUGCUAGUUGUGGAAUCCUUCACGAAGCUUAUCAAGUGUUUGUCAAGAUGCCUCGGAAAAGCACCGUAUCUUGGACUAGCAUGAUCAUGGCUUUUGCGAAACAGGGACUCGGGAAGGAGGCCCUUGAUCUGUUUAAGACUAUGCUCAGUGAUGGUGUAAAAGUAGAUGGAGUAAGGCCUGAUGAAAUAACCUUCAUUGGAGUUCUUUGUGCUUGUAGCCAUGCAGGGUUUGUAGACGAAGGACACCAAAUUUUUGCAUCCAUGAAGCAUACCUGGGGAAUCAGCCCGAGUAUUGAACACUACGGAUGCAUGGUUGAUCUCUUGAGUCGCGCUGGAUUAUUAGACGAAGCACGAGGACUUAUUGAAACUAUGCCCUUAAAUCCUAAUGAUGCGAUAUGGGGUGCCCUUCUCGGUGGUUGUCGAAUUCACAGGAAUUCGGAGCUAGCAUCACAAGUGGAAAACAAGUUAGUACCUGAGCUCAAUGGUGAUCAAGCUGCGGGCUAUCUUGUGCUCUUGUCAAACAUAUAUGCUUUUGGUCAAAGGUGGCAGGAUGUCAUUACAGUGAGACAGAAGAUGAUUGAGAUGGGUGUGAAAAAGCCUCCGGGCAGAAGUUGGAUCCAAAUUAAUGGAGUUGUCCAUAAUUUUAUAGCAGGUGACAUGACUCAUAAACAUUCAUCUUUUAUCUAUGAAACCCUGCGUGACGUCACCAAGCAGGCCAAUUUGGAAGGCUAUGACAGAGAGAUAAUUGUUUUCUUGGAUGUUGAGGUGUAG
Molecule: messenger RNA, 1437 nt
Organism: Glycine soja
Lineage: Eukaryota; Viridiplantae; Streptophyta; Magnoliopsida; Fabales; Fabaceae
Product: pentatricopeptide repeat-containing protein At5g66520-like
Exons: 1
Coding region: 1-1437 (478 amino acids)
Biological process (GO): RNA modification
Molecular function (GO): RNA binding; protein binding
Source: RefSeq, a predicted model, not a curated record